Molecule: messenger RNA, 1844 nt
Organism: Epinephelus fuscoguttatus (brown-marbled grouper)
Lineage: Eukaryota; Metazoa; Chordata; Actinopteri; Perciformes; Serranidae
Product: M1-specific T cell receptor beta chain-like
Exons: 7
Coding region: 1-906 (301 amino acids)
Biological process (GO): cell surface receptor signaling pathway
Cellular component (GO): plasma membrane
Source: RefSeq, a predicted model, not a curated record
AUGAUCCCAGGCUUCACCAGCGUGACUUUCUUUGUGCUUUGGGCUGCAGAUGUUUCUCAGUCUGUGCUGAUCACUCAGUGGCCCCACUACAUCUCCAGUCCUCCCAGUGGCUCAGCAGAAAUGCACUGCUACCAGAAUGACACCGAUUAUCCAUAUCUGUUCUGGUACCGACAGCCGAAAGGAGAAAGUUUUCAGUUUAUUGUGUCUGUCGUAGCUGGGACUGUAAACUACGAAGAAGGAUUCAAAUCUGGUUUUCAGGCACUGAAAUCAAGCGACAAGCAGUGGUCUCUGACAAUAACCAGCAUUCAGCAUAAAGAUGAGGCAGUUUAUCUGUGUGCUACCAGUCUGCACAGUGCUAACGAAGCUUAUUUCGGCCAGGGAACAAAACUGACUGUUCUUGAUCCAGAACUUACAGUCACCCGACCGACAGUGAAAGUGCUUCAACCUUCAGCAAAAGAGUGUAAAAACAGUAGAGGCAAUGCGGAGAAGACCAUUGUAUGUUUGGCCACUGGAUUCUACCCAGACCAUGUCAGUGUGUCCUGGCAGGUCGGUGGAGUCGACACCAUCCCUGGUGUGGCGACUGACAACGCUGCCCUGCAGGGGGAGGACAAGUAUUACACCAUCACCAGCAGGCUGAGGGUCUCUGCCAAAGAGUGGUACAACCCCAACACUGAAUUCAAGUGCACUGUCAGCUUCUUCAAUGGGACAGAUACAAAAUCUUACUCAGAUUCAGUUUCUGGAGAAGAAGCUAAAGAAGGUGUCCUGACAAGAGAGAAAUAUCUGAAGAUCGCACAGACUGCCAAACUCUCCUACGGUGUUUUCAUCGUCAAGAGCAUGGUCUACGGAGUCUUUGUGGCAUUCCUGGUGUGGAAGCUUCAGAAUUCGAGUGGAAAGCGAAACCACUGAGAGCUGAGCUGAGCGGAUGCAUUCUGGGAAGUCGAAAAUGUUUCUGUAAAUAAGCGCUGAACUUUGUAUGUUAUAGUGUAUUUGCAUUCUGCUAAAAUAGAUGAACAGUCAUGUGCUUAUUCUUGUUAAAGGGUAACUUCGGUAUUUUUUUGACAGGCUCAGAUUAUGAUUAGAAGUGUCUGACAACAUUAUAGAAAGGAUCCCUGCAGAGAUAGACCUUUUUGUUAGAGAGUAAGAUCAUUUUUAUCUAACUAAAAACAGCCUCAAAAUCGCUAUCACAAAACCAGCCAGACUCCAUUCAAAUAAAUAGUAAUUUUAGCAUGUACACAGGCAGCAUAUAUUCAUAUAUAACUCUGUGAAUUGAAGGUUGGUUUCUACCAAACUAGAGUUGGUGAUUGCAGAACAGUGGAAAGACGAACCACAAUAAAUUUUCUGAGUUUGAUUUGAUUUCUGUUGGCUUUGAAUAAAGUCCGUUGUAGUUUAUUUAAAUGGAGUCUGGUGGGUGUGACGAUGGCGGUGCUUCUGUUUAAACAAAAGGGAUUUUACUCUAAUCUCUGUAGGGAACCUUUCCAUAAGUUGUCAGACACCUAUACUACCAAUCUGAGCCUGUCAGAAAUUAAAUAGACUCAAAUUGCUGGUGCACAAUUGCCCAAUACUGUUACAUUGCAGCCUGUUUCGUCGCUGCUGGUUGCGCACUCUUGCUCAAUAUUAAACCAAUUUCAAGAAUUGUUGUUCCCAUCAGUCACUUAGACUCAAAAGCAUGGAUAUAUAAAGUCCAGGUUGGAAAAUACUGAAUUUGCCCUUUAAGUUAUAACUGACAUGUAGAUAUGUUGACAUCACAUUUUCAUAAAUACUUCUGAUAAUAAUUUGUGGUUUGUGGUUGCAAAUUGCUUGUUUGCUUAAUUUGCUUCUCAAUAAAAGUGUUUCAGAGGAUCUAA